Spea bombifrons (plains spadefoot toad) is the source of this 1335-nucleotide messenger RNA. It is a transcript of the gene HIBCH, whose product is annotated as 3-hydroxyisobutyryl-CoA hydrolase. Gene Ontology annotation, molecular function: 3-hydroxyisobutyryl-CoA hydrolase activity. Bases 97 to 1254 code for a protein of 385 amino acids. The record is from RefSeq and is a predicted model, not a curated record. The transcript is spliced from 14 exons. Gene Ontology annotation, cellular component: mitochondrion. Gene Ontology annotation, biological process: L-valine catabolic process. NCBI's taxonomy places the organism in Eukaryota, Metazoa, Chordata, Amphibia, Anura, Pelobatidae.
GCGACCGCUUACUUCCUGUGCCGGUGUUUGCAUAUGUCAAUGUCAGCUAGUGGGUUUUCACAGUAAGGUGCAGACAGACUCAUUUUGUGCAAUAAUAUGGGUACAUCAUUACUAGCAUCACAGCUCAGGUUAAGGACUUUCAACAGAUUGCAAGUAAUUGUGAAGCAUUUGUCCAUGUCGAGUAAUACAGCCUCAAAUGCAGAAGUACUACUGGCAAAAAGUGGCUGUGCGGGAGUGAUCACAUUAAACAGACAAAAGGCCCUGAAUGCUCUAAACCUCAAUAUGAUUCGGCUCAUUUAUCCUCAGCUAAAGCUUUGGGAGGAAGAUCCUGACACGUUUCUAGUGAUUAUUAAAGGUGUUGGAGAAAAAGCAUUUUGUGCUGGAGGUGAUAUAAGAGCGGUUACAGAAGCUGGUAGGACCGGAGAUCGUCUUGCUCAAGACUUUUUCAGAGAAGAAUACAUUCUAAACAAUGCAAUUGGUACCUUGAAGAAACCCUAUGUGGCAUUAAUUGAUGGCAUUACAAUGGGAGGGGGUGUUGGCCUGUCAGUCCAUGGGCAUUUUAGAGUGGCAUCUGAGAAGACUCUCUUUGCAAUGCCAGAGACAGGAAUAGGACUGUUUCCUGAUGUUGGCGGGGGGUAUUUUUUGCCUCGCCUUCCUGGUAAAAUCGGCUUAUAUAUUGCCCUUACUGGGUUUAGACUAAAGGGAAGAGAUGUUCAGAAGGCUGGAAUUGCAACUCACUUUGUGGAGUCAUCAAAGAUUUCAUCUCUUGAGAAAGAUCUUGUCACCUUGAAGUGUCCUUCUAAAGAUGAAGUUGCCAGUGUGCUGGACAGUUAUCAGAAAAAGAGUGAUGCUGUGGAGAAUGAGCCAUUUGUGCUUGCAGAACACCUGGACAAGAUAAACAGUCUGUUCUCUGCAAACAGUGUAGAAGAAAUAUUUGCAAACUUGGAGCAGGAUGGCUCAACAUUUGCUAUGAAACAGUUAGAGACACUUAGAAGAAUGUCACCAACUUCCUUAAAAAUGACCUUCAGACAGCUUAAGGACGGUUCCACUAUGACAUUACAAGAGGUGCUAACCAUGGAGUACAGACUAAGUCAGGCUUGCAUGAGAGGGCAUGAUUUUUAUGAAGGUGUACGUGCUGUGCUGAUUGACAGAGAUCAGAAUGCAAAGUGGAAGCCAGAUUUGUUAGGAGAAGUGACGGAUGACUAUAUAGACAGCUGUUUCUCCUCUCUUGGAAGCAACGACCUCAAGUUGUAAUGAAAUUAGAAAACUACAAAUCUUUGAAUCCCUUCCCAUGUACAUAUUUUAUGUGUAUAAAAUAAAUAGAAUUGCCCAAAA